UUCUCGUCUUCUUUUCUCCUUUAUUUUCCUUGGAUUUCUCUAUCCACGGGCUACAAAAACUGAAUAUUCUCUUCCUCUGUCCCGCUUAAUUGAAGCCUCCAACUGCAACUCUCCCCAGCUUUGCCCAAGAGAAAAUGAAGAAAGUGGUGUUGAAAUUGGAAUUUUAUGAUGACGAAGUGAAACAAGAAGCCAUGCAAAAGGUGGCUGGCCUCGUAGGGAUUGAAUCUGUUGCAAUAGAUAACAAGUACAAGAUACUGACUGUAGUCGGUGACAUUGAUCCAGUCAAAAUGGUUUCCAAAUUAAGGGAGCUCUGUCACACUGAUAUAGUGUCUGUUGGACCAGCAAAAGAGAAGGACGAGUCACAAAAGAAGGAUGAAGGCAACAAGAAAGAUGACCUCAGAAAGGGAGGGGACGAAAAGAAGGGAGGAGGAGGUGGUGGUGGUGGGGAUAACAAGAAGUACGAAUCAAAACUGCCGCAUCAUCUACCGGUCUAUCACCAAAACUGCCAACCGGGGGAGGAGGUAUGUAUGCAUAUUGUGCAAGCUGUCCCUUGA
Messenger RNA from Coffea arabica (coffee), 554 nucleotides. RefSeq names its product heavy metal-associated isoprenylated plant protein 39-like. The record is from RefSeq and is a predicted model, not a curated record. Gene Ontology annotation, molecular function: metal ion binding. NCBI's taxonomy places the organism in Eukaryota, Viridiplantae, Streptophyta, Magnoliopsida, Gentianales, Rubiaceae.